Messenger RNA from Labrus mixtus (cuckoo wrasse), 716 nucleotides. Its product is annotated as complement factor H-like. Lineage: Eukaryota; Metazoa; Chordata; Actinopteri; Labriformes; Labridae. The transcript has 5 exons. The record is from RefSeq and is a predicted model, not a curated record. The coding region runs from base 55 to 672 and encodes 205 amino acids.
UUCAGCAAUGUAGUUCGAUUUAGCUGCAAGUCUAACACAGAGGUUCUGAAUGGGAUGUCGGAGAUCUCAUGUGAUGAAAAUGGAGAGUGGAGUGCCCAGGCUCCAAGCUGUGAAGGGAUCAAAUGUGCAAUACCUCAGAUUCAAAAUGGACGAUUAACUGGACAGCUCCGAGAUCACAAAGAACAUGAAGUCCUGCAUUUUGAGUGCAAUCAGAGAUUCAAAAAACAGACUGAAAGACCGUCGAAAUGCACAGAAAUAGGAACUAAAGCCGAGUUCAGUCCAGCGCCUGUGUGUGAGCCAAGAAAAUGCAAACUGUCGCUGACGACACUCGAAGGCACCAGCUAUGACACUUCCCAACAUGUGUUUUCACCUGGAGACACAGUCACAACCACAUGUGAUUAUAAGUACUGGAUCUCUACACCUCAGAGCACCUCAGCUGUAUCCACAUGUAAUGACGACGGAGAAUGGGAUAUCACACCAGUUUGCCAAGAGGUGAGGUGCAGCAAUCAAAGAGACUCACUUAUGUCUCAUUGGAAUGUCCGUUGGGGACAAAUAAUAACACUGGAUGAGAGUGUAAGCUAUCAGUGUAAAAGAGGAUAUAGGGAAACAUCAAUCGGGGCCAGGUGCACCAGAGAUGGAUGGAGUCCAAAUCCACUUUGUAAAGCUUUGUAACCAGCUCCAGCAGACUCUCAAUAAAAACACCAUAUUUACAUUUU